Penicillium bovifimosum is the source of this 807-nucleotide messenger RNA. RefSeq names its product DUF2293 domain-containing protein. NCBI's taxonomy places the organism in Eukaryota, Fungi, Ascomycota, Eurotiomycetes, Eurotiales, Aspergillaceae. Bases 1 to 807 code for a protein of 268 amino acids. The transcript has 3 exons. The record is from RefSeq and is a predicted model, not a curated record.
AUGGCACCAACAACUGAAUCUAAAGCUCGCAAACGCAAGCCACGUCCAAGAAAGAGAAAACGAGGUGUCCGUACUCGUGAAGGUCAGGCGCGCCCGGCAGAUGCAGGCUCUCCAGUCCAACCGCUCGUCGAAAUACUCAACGGGACGACAAAGCGUGCGACAAAGCGUCGCAAAGCCAAGGCUAAGAGAGCAUGGGCAGCACUUGUACCGGACUCUGCUGAUCCACUUGAAAGAAACAUCGUCGAGCAUCUACCCAUGCCAGCUGGCUAUGUUCUAGUCCCCAAGGGCAAUGUCUACAUUACCCGGCACUGCCGCAGCAGAACCAAAAAAUCUGGGCGCAUUGUAUACGUCGUCUAUAACUGCACGGGCAAAAGAACUCUGGGCAUCCGCGUGCCAGAGGAAAUCCACAAGAAAGUCCUCGAAUCCGCCGCCGAAACAGAGGAAUCACGCGCAAGCGCCGUGCAAGCCCGCGACGCCAAAGACCUACUUAAACACCGAGAGCUCCUCCUAAAGGAGUACCCACUCAUGCCCAAGAAGACGCUGAAACUCAUCCUCGAGCAUGCAUUCCUCAAGGGGUCAGGGCGUGUAGGACGCACGGGAAUGAUCACUGAUGAGCAGAAGACACACUUGGCCGUGGAGGCGCAUAUUCGACAUGUGCAUACACCGUACGACAAGUUGCUCGAUGAUGGAGUCGGUCGGAAGAAUGCUCGUGAGCAGGUUUGGUCUAUUAUCCAGGAUGUUGAGCGGGCUUGGCAGGGUUGCGAGAAAGCGGAAAUCAAACUGGCCUUGCGUCCGGCUCAGGACUAA